Messenger RNA from Fomitiporia mediterranea MF3/22, 2273 nucleotides. RefSeq names its product sphingomyelin phosphodiesterase. The transcript is spliced from 16 exons. Gene Ontology annotation, biological process: sphingomyelin catabolic process. The record is from RefSeq and is a predicted model, not a curated record. Gene Ontology annotation, molecular function: sphingomyelin phosphodiesterase activity. Lineage: Eukaryota; Fungi; Basidiomycota; Agaricomycetes; Hymenochaetales; Hymenochaetaceae. Bases 197 to 2179 code for a protein of 660 amino acids.
CUUCGGAGAGCACGGCUGUCUUGUUUAGACUCUACCAUCUCUCAUCUGUGUCUUCUUGUCUAAUUACCGCUUUCCUCUUCUAUUGAGAGCUGCAGAGGAAGCCUUACAGUUGUGGAACUAGACGUUAGAAUUCCCAGAGGUCCUUGUUCUCCACUCGCACUCGUUCUGUGCCUCUCAAUCAACAACGGCCUCCACAAUGGCCUCUGAGAGCUUCAUUUCUAGGCUAGGGUUCUUCUUGCUUGCGCUUGUUCUGCUUGCACGCCUAUCUCUUGGUUCCCAAACGAUUCUGAACCUCGACAACGAAGUAUCCAUCGAAAAUGACAUAUUAACAGCCGCACGCGAGGCCAACACAAUGAAGAGCUGCAGGUCAUGUCAGGCCAUGCUUAUCCCUCUGAAGCGUCUUGCAACUAUUGGUGACGGUAGUUUCGUUUCUUCGAUGACACGCAUCUGCAAAGUGCGCAAGCUACAAGAUCCGGACAUAUGCGAAGGCGAUAUCGGCGCGCAGGGACCUAUCAUCGCACAUGCUUUGCGAAAAAUCUCUGUGAACGGCCGUACCUCUCGUCUCUUCUGCAACGCGCUCUUCGGAAUGUGCGACCUCGAACCGGUUGAGCCCUAUGAUAUCGUUUUCCCCGAUAGCAACACCAAUUCGCGUCCAACUGGGGCGAAAGUGGUGUCAUCAAAUCGCAAGCCGAUCCAAGUGGUGCAUCUUAGCGACGUGCACAUUGAUCGCGAAUAUUUGAUUGGUUCGGAAGCAAACUGCACGAAAUACAUUUGUUGUAGAGAUUUCUCUUCCAAAGACAGUGAAACAGACAAUGAAGUCAAGCAUCCCGCGGAACCGUUUGGCAACAAGCAUUGCGACUCUCCUAUCAGACUUGCAAAUAGUAUGCUACAUGCUAUCAACGAGUUGGUUCCGAACGCUCGAUUCACCAUUUCGACUGGUGAUGUUGUUGACCGUGCCAAUUGGCUCCUCUCACAAGAGAUUGUCGAGGGAGAACUACAUGGCUUCCAUGAGCAGCUUUUCGCAAAUCUCUCUAAGUCUAAUACAUUUUAUGGCUCCAUCGGGAACCAUGAUGGCUACCCAACGAAUGAAUUCCCACGCUCAACAUCUGACGAGUCCGAUGGUUCCAAAUGGGUCUUUGAUUUGCUAAGCAGUGACUGGACGCGUUGGAUCGGCGACGCAGGGGCUUCAUCCGUCCAGCAUACAUCCGGAUCAUACGCAGUUGUACACCCAGACACAAAUUUGAAAUUGAUUUCUAUCAAUACACAAUAUUGGUACAAAUACAAUUUCUGGCUAUACGACAGUGAUGAGUUCCAGCCAGAUCCAAAUGGUCUUCUGGCUUUCCUUGUGUCCGAGUUGGACGCGGCUGAGAAAGCCGGGCAACAUGCUUGGAUUUUUGGUCACAUUCCGCCGGGCGGGAGUGAUGUGAUGCGGGACCAGUCGAAUUAUUACAACCAGGUAGUUCACCGAUAUCACAAAACUAUUGCGGCGCAGUUCUUUGGACAUACGCAUGUUGACCAGUUCCAAAUCGCAUAUACGAAUUAUUCGGAUCAGAGAGCGGAUACAGCAAUGAGUUUCGGUCUUGUUGCACCAUCUUUGACUCCUACCAAUGGUAACCCUGCAUUCACCGUCUACGAUGUAGAUCCUGAUACCUACGACAUCAUGGAUGCCAAGGUCUAUAUUGCUAAUAUGAGCAAACCGUUCUAUCACAACACACCCAAAUGGGAACUCUACUACAGCGCACGAGACACUUAUGGGCCUCUCGUGGCCUCCGUUCCUUCAGAAUCCGAAGACAAAUCGUUACAAGAGUCCUAUCCUACUUCUGCUCCACUAGACGCUGCUUUCUGGCAUCGCCUAACGGAGGUCUUUGAGUCCGAUAACGCGACGUUUGCGAAGUACAUGGAACGGAUGGUCCGAGGUGCUUGGCCGCGAAGGUGCAGUGAGAAGUGCCGCAAUGUAACGAUAUGUGAUAUUCGAGCUAUGCGAGCGGAGGACAACUGUUUCCACCAGAGUCUGAAUGAGAUUGUAAUUCCUCCUCCUGGUCGGCACAUUAACUCACCGUACGAGCUGUCAGACCAACAGGCGACAGACGUUGAUGCGCAUGGUGCUUGUGAAGGGAGUGCGAUUCCCCUCAUCAUGCGACGGCUUGUAUCGUGGGCAAAUUUAGACUCGCAGAAGUAAUGGAUUGACUAGGCAUGCGAUAGAUAUCGACAUUUUCGUUCGAUUACAUAGAUUAUGAUGAUUAAUUCUCGGACUCUUUAUUUGUGUAUCACCC